Chelonoidis abingdonii (Abingdon island giant tortoise) is the source of this 1834-nucleotide messenger RNA. Its product is annotated as glutamate decarboxylase 1-like. Gene Ontology annotation, molecular function: pyridoxal phosphate binding; glutamate decarboxylase activity. Lineage: Eukaryota; Metazoa; Chordata; Testudines; Testudinidae. Gene Ontology annotation, biological process: GABA biosynthetic process. The record is from RefSeq and is a predicted model, not a curated record. Gene Ontology annotation, cellular component: cytoplasm; presynaptic active zone.
UUUAUUACUCAGGGCAUUUUCCUGUGCUGUUCUGUUCUUCAGAGAAUCAUAGACAUGGAUUUCAGGACAGGUACUAAUAAGACAAAUGAACAGGUCCAUCAAGAAUCUUCCCAGGUGAGAGAGAAACAUAUCUCUAGCUUUCAGGGAGAAAGUGAAGAGAAGGAAAAGGACACUAACUCUGAGAUCCUUGUGGCUAAUUUUUCAAAUAUCUAUGCAUCGGAUUUGUUGCCUACUAGGAAUGGUGAGGAAUUAACAGACCAGUUCCUGCUUGAAGUGGUAGAAAUUCUCCUGAAUUAUAUUAAAAAAGCCUAUGAUGGGAAGAGUAAAGUUCUGGACUUUCAUCACCCCCAUCAGCUUCUGGAAGGCUUGGAAGGGUUCAGCUUGGAGCUGCAUGAUCAGCCAGAGCCUUUGGAACAGAUACUUGUUGACUGUAGGGAUACCUUAAAAUAUGGAGUUAAAACAGGACAUCCUCGCUACUUCAACCAACUCUCCAGUGGCCUUGACAUUGUUGGACUAGCUGGUGAAUGGUUGUCAGCUACUGCAAAUACAAACAUGUUUACAUAUGAAAUAGCUCCAGUGUUCGUUGUCAUGGAGGAGAUCCUUCUCAAGAAAAUGCAUGAAAUGGUUGGAUGGGGAGAAACGGAAGCAGAUGGUAUAUUUUCUCCUGGUGGGACCAUAUCAAACCUUUACAGUGUUCUAGUGGCUCGUUAUAAGCGGUUUCCUGAGAUUAAAACCAAAGGCAUGGCAGCACUUCCACACAUUGCACUGUUUGUUUCUGAACAUAGCCAUUAUUCAGUAAAGAAAGCUGCAGCGGUCCUUGGAAUUGGGACAGAUAAUGUAAUUACAGUAAAGUGUGAUGAAAGAGGGAAGAUGAUUCCAUCAGAUUUGGAGGCAAAAAUACUCAAAGUCAAGAGACAGGACCAUAUCCCACUGUACGUCAGUGCCACAGCUGGUACAACAGUGUAUGGAGCUUUUGAUCCUCUUGACAGCAUUGCUGACAUCUGCGAGAAGUAUGGACUCUGGAUGCAUGUGGAUGCAGCAUGGGGAGGUGGGUUGCUGAUGUCUAGGAAACAUUCCUUUAAACUUAAUGGCAUUGAAAGGGCCAAUUCUGUCACCUGGAAUCCACACAAAUUGAUGGGCGUUCCACUUCAGUGUUCUGCCUUCCUGAUCUGUGAAAAGGGUCUUCUGCAAGCCUGUAAUCAGAUGUGUGCUGGGUAUCUGUUCCAACCAGACAAACAGUAUGAUACAACUUAUGACACAGGGGACAAGACCAUUCAGUGUGGCCGGCAUGUUGAUGUCUUCAAACUUUGGCUAAUGUGGAAAGCUAAGGGCACUCGAGGCUUUGAGAUUCUUAUCAACAAAUCCCUUGAACUUGCUGAGUAUCUUUACAAGGAACUGAAUUCAAGAGAGAACUUUGAGCUUGUAUUUGAUGCCGAACCUGAACUCACCAAUGUGUGUUUCUGGUACAUUCCACCAAAUCUUAGAAGAAUACCAAAUGGGCCAGAACGAGAGAAAUUACUUCAUCAGGUUGCUCCAAAAAUAAAAGCACGGAUGAUAGAAGAAGGAAUGACGAUGGUUAGCUACCAGCCACACGGGGACAAAGUGAAUUUUUUCAGAAUGGUCUUUUCCAACCCAGCUACUAGGAAAUCAGACGUUGACUUCCUCCUUGAAGAAAUUGAAAGGCUUGGCAAGGAUUUGUGAUAACAGAUGCUGCACUUUGAAAUGGGCUCAAUUUUGUUCUGGUAUAAUGGGCACCAUUAAAAAUGUUACAUUUGCUACUCCAUGUUAGUUUAAUUUAUUGUGGCACCUCCUGUUCUAAGGAUAGGAAGAUACU